AUGAACUUGGAGAUGGAGGUUUUGGUGCUAUAUAUUAUGGGGAAGCUUUUGUCAGAAAUUGAAGCAUCUAGCGGUGUGGUGAACAACAAGGACGAUGAAGGUGGGGCGCCGGCCAUGGUGCUUGGUUUUAUCAAGGGCAUUUUAUCAAUUGGGGAAUUGUUGUUACAGGUGUCCCAGGCAAGAAAAUGGCCAUGUGAUCAAGAUUCUCAUGGCUUUAAUUCAAGCUUAGAAUCAGACUUGCAAGGUACUGCGGGGAAGAAAAAAAAAUGGCCAUGUGAUGGUGGAGUUGGUUCCGAGCAGUCAUGUGUUGAUCAAGUGAAGGAAAAUCGAUUGCUGUAG
This is a messenger RNA of Linum trigynum, 339 nucleotides long. The record is from the annotation of a GenBank genome assembly. Lineage: Eukaryota; Viridiplantae; Streptophyta; Magnoliopsida; Malpighiales; Linaceae.